CUGCAAUGGGGAUUUGCAACUGAAUGUUUCUUCAUUUUAAUUAGGCAAACACAUUUGAAAUAAAAACUUUAUGUAAGAAUACACGAGAACUGAGAAAAUCAAAACCUUCCAUUCUUCAUGCAGGUUUUUCAGGCCAAUACUGUGACAUAGACGUGAAUGAAUGUGAUUCGGGGCCCUGCUUGAAUGGUGCUGUCUGUCAGAAUAAUGUCAGUGGAUAUGAUUGCUUUUGCCCUGAAGGAUUUGAAGGUCUGAACUGUGAAAUCAACUUUGAUGAGUGCACUUACAGCUUCUGUAGAAGCAAUUCAACUUGUUUAGACCUGGUUGCAGACUACACAUGUGUUUGUCCUCCAGGCUUCACUGACAAAAACUGUUCAAUGGACAUUGAUGAAUGUGCCUUCAAGCCCUGCAAAAAUGGAGCCCAUUGCCAUGAUUUGAUUGGUGAAUUUUACUGUAGCUGCUUGCCUGGGUUUACUGGUCAGUUUUGUGAAGUAAACAUUGAUGAUUGCCUGUCACAACCUUGUGGAGAGCUCAGCAUUUGCAAAGAUAAAUUGGAUGGCUAUCUUUGUUUCUGUGCACCUGGUUUUAUAGGUAAUAACUGUGAGAUUGAGGUGGAUGAGUGUCUAAGUGACCCCUGUCACAAUGGUGCCACUUGUGUUGAUCAUCUCAAUGCCUUCAGCUGCCUUUGUUGUGAUGGAUUUCAAGGCACAACCUGUGAAAUCAACAUAAACGAAUGUCACUCAUCACCCUGUCUCCACAAUGCAACCUGUGAAGACCUUAUCAGUGGAUAUGAAUGUAUCUGUCUACCUGGCUUUGCUGGUGCAAGAUGUGAAACAGAUCUAGAUGAGUGUGCCUCAUUUCCCUGCAAGAAUGGAGCCACCUGCAUUGACCAACCUGGUAAUUACUUCUGCCAAUGUGUGGCUCCAUUUAAAGGUUCUAACUGUGAGUUUAGGCCUUGUGAGGUUAGCAAUCCCUGUGAGAACGGAGCUGUGUGCAUACAAGAGAUGGAUUUGGACAUUUUUCCCCUUGGAUUCCAGUGCCAGUGUAUGAAGGGCUUUGCAGGUCCACGCUGUGAGAUCAAUGUCAAUGAGUGCAGCUCCAUCCCUUGCCUCCACGGAUAUUGCUAUGACAUUGUUGACGGCUUCUAUUGUUUGUGCAACCCUGGAUAUGCAGGACUGAAAUGUGACCAGGACGUUGAUGACUGUAUUAUCAAUGCUUGUGACCACAAUUCUACAUGCAUGGACCUGCAUCUGAGCUACCAGUGUAUCUGCCUGCCUGGAUGGGAAGGAACAUUUUGUGAAUAUGAAUCCAAUGAAUGUAACUCAGAGCCAUGCAAAAACAAUGGCACCUGUACAGAUCUGUUCAAUAGCUACAGAGGACAGACAUCUAUUCUCUGGACUUCUCUGCAACUUUUAAUGCUGCUGACUGUGAGAUACUGCAGUUCCACUUGAGAUUGGUGAUAGAUGUCUGCAGGGAGGACUACAGGGAAAAGUCCACAGGUGAGCAGUCUGGUGGCGGAGGAGAAGUUUGCCAUUACUCUUUGGACAUGUCCCUCCACCAACAAACCUCUCACCUGAAUAGUUCCACAAAUAUCAGUUCUAUUUCUGGUCCUAUUCCACAUCUACAUGAAACCUCUGAGAGAACUGAUGGUCAUGUUCCAGUAGUAUGCAGAUGACAUCCAGCUGUACUUAUCCUUUGCCAUGUACGACUACACUAUUAUCUUCAAGAUGUCUUGGUCCUUGGAUAAGAUCAGCUCACAGAUGAAGAAUACCUGAUUGAAGCUCAACCUAAGCAAGAGGAAGAUGAUGCUGGUGGGAAAAGAAAAAUGAAUUAAGGAGUUUGGAGCCACAAUGUCAUCUGUUGGUUUGAUUUAAGCUACAUAUCCACGGUAUGUCAAUUUAGUCCAUAGUUUUGGAGUCCUCCUGAAAUCCAUGCUGACAUUAAGCUCUCACGUGACACAUCUGGAGUAAUGCUUUUGACCAUCUCCAGUUGCCUAUCAGUCUUUGUCUCAACCUCUCCUCAGCGAUAGAUGCCUUUCUCACAUUCUGACUGGGCUAUAAUACCCUGAGGGAAUGCAAUAUUUGGGCUUGAAGCCCUCAGCCCUUAGGAAUCUUAUUAGCACUAUGGGCUACAGUGAUCACAUCAAACCUGCCCUCCACUUUGUACACAGGCUUUCCACAGAAUCAAGUUCAAGGUCUCUGGUUUUUAUAUUGCAGGCAUCCAAUGGUCUGCACCCAGGAUAUUUAAAAGAUCAUAUAAAACCCUAGGAUGAAAUCUCUGAUGGACAGCUCUACUCCAUGGAUUGUCUGAAACUUUGAAUGAACUCCUACAAUAUUUAAAGACUCUCACAAGCCUUUUCAACUUCUUUUUCAAGUGCAAGGUACACUUUUUUUGUCCUUGCCUUCUUUAACAUAAACACAUAGUAGUAUGCACAUACUUAAAGAAAAAUAGUACCAAUAUGAAACAUUAUACUAAAGAACAAAUUUCCUCCAUGGGUAGAGAAUGAGAGAGAAAAUUAACCCAUGUGACAAGAUUUUUCUCUCAUUAAUUGAUGUACUAGCAGAAGACGUUCAGAUACAAAGGAGAUGAAGACAGAAUAUAAAACUAUAUAGAAUAGAAUUCCACAAGACUAUUAGCAUAAGGAAGGGUUGUCUUUAUACUGAUGUGGAAAAAAGGCUUUUUAUAAAAAAGUGAUAAAGAAAAAAAUGAACAUAUUUUUUGUGAGGCAUAUUGUACCAGUAUUGGACUUUUGAUUUUCCAGUUAAAGUCUAAAACUGGAAAAAAAAUAGAAGAGCAUAACUGUGCUUUUCAAAAAUAUACACAUGGGAGUUGCAUAUAUUACUGUACUUCAGAAA
Chelonia mydas (Green sea turtle) is the source of this 2852-nucleotide messenger RNA. Its product is annotated as protein eyes shut homolog. Gene Ontology annotation, molecular function: calcium ion binding. NCBI's taxonomy places the organism in Eukaryota, Metazoa, Chordata, Testudines, Cheloniidae. Gene Ontology annotation, cellular component: signaling receptor complex; plasma membrane; cell surface. The coding region runs from base 375 to 1448 and encodes 357 amino acids. The transcript has 11 exons. The record is from RefSeq and is a predicted model, not a curated record. Gene Ontology annotation, biological process: axon guidance; Notch signaling pathway.